AUGAAUAAAUUCACCUCAGCUUACAAAGCACAACGGAGAAGCUCGAGACGGCGCCAGUGUGCCGUUAAACCCAGUAACCCUAAAACCCGGAGGCGGUCCAGUCAGGGAAUGUUCGAGAAACUUCCAGCUGAGGUGUUUGAUUUGGUAUUAGGCCACCUGUCAGCUGUAGAAGCCAGUGUUUUCAGUUUGGUAUCAAAAAGCAUCAGUAACUGCAUAGUGAGGCAUCUGUCCACUCCAGCCUGGAGGAACCAGAUGAUUUUUCAGAAGUUCCACUGCACAUCACCCAAAGCUGAACACUUGAACACAAUGCUUGAUCAUUUCAGAUCCCUUGGUUUACUGUUCAAGAGAUGCACUCUGUUACUACCAACCAAGGAAAGACUGAAGUUGAUUUACAACACAUUUUCACAGAUCCCCUGUUUCAUGAUCAAGCGAUGUGAUGCAGUACCUUUGUGCCAAGGUUUUUCUUGCUAUGGAGUGUUCUUGCAGACCCUAGUAGCUGGUUGGGAUGAGCUGGAAUGCCACCGUGUAUUUAACUUUUUCUGUAAAACCACACAUCUUCAGUGGAAAAUAGAGGCAGCUGUUACAAGCAAGCCAGGUACAUGCCACAGGUUGGAGCUGGAGGUCCGUGUUUUCUGCAGAUGUGUCAUGUUUGAUCGUUGGAAAAACAAUAGAGAUGCUCAUUUCUGGCUUGCGUGCAUCCUCAAACCGUGGCCAAUCAUCAGCCAAGCUCGUCUACUAUUUAUCCUCUUCGGCCCACUGCAGUCUGAUGGGAAACUAGGCUGGCAGGAUGUGCGGGAUGGUGCAGUUGUGCAUGGUGCUCUGUGGGAUUUGGCCAAGGCAAUUCUCCUCCUCUAUGGAAAUGCUGAUAAAUUCUGGGGCACUGACACAAUUCUUGCCAUCGUACAUGAGCUCAUGGUCAUGCCACAGCCAUGGCAUAUGGAGAACAUGGCACGUCUACUUAUCCUGUGUGGGAACAAUAUCUGCUACAAUGUGAUAGCUAGCAAGGCCAUCAAUGGCAGGCUUUUUGAGAUCUCCCGACUCCUAAUUUUUCUUAUUCUGGUGAGUGAGAAGGAUGGUUACUGCAUGAACUGGGUAGUUAAGAUGAUCCAGCAGGUGUAUCAGGUUUUCUCAGUGGCCUUGGAGAAGCGGACCUUCAUUGAGAGAAUGGAGAGUAUGUUCUCUGAAGUCACCAUGGAACUUGUUGAGCUUGUAAUGGCAGGUGAGAAGAGAGCCCAGGGACAUCAAAAUGGAGAGAUGGACACUGCAUUACGAAGUCUCAACAGCCUCUUGAUUGCAAAUGCCCGUUUUCACACAGAAAUUGUUUGUAUAUUCCUCAAGAACAAGUGA
Neoarius graeffei (lesser salmon catfish) is the source of this 1347-nucleotide messenger RNA. Its product is annotated as F-box only protein 47-like. The coding region runs from base 1 to 1347 and encodes 448 amino acids. The record is from RefSeq and is a predicted model, not a curated record. Lineage: Eukaryota; Metazoa; Chordata; Actinopteri; Siluriformes; Ariidae. The transcript has 10 exons. Gene Ontology annotation, molecular function: protein binding.